Molecule: messenger RNA, 10340 nt
Organism: Pantherophis guttatus
Lineage: Eukaryota; Metazoa; Chordata; Lepidosauria; Squamata; Colubridae
Gene: ISM2
Product: isthmin 2
Source: RefSeq, a predicted model, not a curated record
GGGGCGAAGACUUUCCCUCGCCCAAUUUUGUCUCUCUCUCUCUCUCUCUCUCUCCCUCUUUCAUCUGAUACCCUUCACUCCGACUGUUUGCAAAGAGGAGCGGAAAGGCGGCAAGAGGACCCGGGCUGCCUCCUUCCCCUUUUUCGGAAAGGUUUAAAGACCGGCGAGGGGGGACUAAGCGCUCGACGCGGCCGGUUUUCCUGCUCGCCUGCCUCGCGGUGUGCGGGGGGGGGGGGGGAAGGAGGGAAGCCUUGCAAGGAGGGGCGCUGCGCUGGAGUAGGAGGAAGAGAUGUCUAAAGCCCGAGGCAGAGCUGUGCUUAUUCUGAGCCUCCUGUUUCUGACAACUUCCCUUGCUGCUGUCCGAGGGCUGCCCUUGAAGAAACAGCGCAGUCCCCCAUCCGAAAGAAACGGACUAUACCUUGGUGGAGAUUGCCACAUCACCUGAUGUCCCUUCAUUCAAAGAAGAAAUGCCACAGGCACAUAGGAUGCAGAACUUGAGGCUGAAUGGACAGGUGAUGCCAGAUCAACACAAACAUCAUUGGCCAUUACAACAGGCUUCAAGGAACCAGCUGGCAUCACUCCAACCUGCGGAAAUACUCCCAGAAGAGAAAACACCUUUUGUGCUAGACUUACAAAGCCUGACAAGCUUAGCCAAUGUGGAUCUGAAUGCCCAGAAUCCAAACAUUCAGGUGACCAUUGAGGUGGUGAAUGAUCCUCAAGCAGAGAUGGAGAUGGACUUGCUGAAGGAGACUAGCAAUGACUGGUCCCUGUCUUCCUCUGACUGGUUAUCCCAUAAGGACCUCUUUUGGCCUCUUUUCUGGGAAUACGCAGAUCCCAUAGAGGAUGGUGAUGACAAUUUGAACACAAAGAGCAGGGAUGAAGAAGAGGAGGAAGAGGAAGAUUAUACAUCGGAGUAUGAUGAAGAAGAAAUAGUACUGAGUGGAGUGGGGGGAAAUUGGCAUCAGAGGUGGCCUAAUCGAAAGAAUUGGAUCUUAAAAGAGAAAUACAACUAUGAUUAUGAAGAUGAAGAGGACUGGAGUCCUUGGUCUUCCUGCAGUGUAACCUGUAGCAAUGGCCAUCAGAAGAGAACCCGGUCUUGUGGUUAUGCAUGCACAGCCACAGAAUCAAGAACUUGUGAGCUGCAGUACUGUCCCGGAGAAGUUGGGGAAUUGGCUUCUACCACUGAAGAGACACCUUCUGAAGCUGAAAAUGCCACGGAGAUUCUAAAUGCAGAUGUGGAUAGUUGUGAGAAAUGGCUUAAUUGCAAGAGCGAUUUCCUCAACAAAUACCUAAGCAAAGUGCUUUCAGACCUACCCAACUGUCCCUGCUCUUACCCUUUAGAAGCUGUUUAUAAUGCUGUAAACUUGCAAGAUGAGCAGAAGGGCAAGAACUUUCGAUGGCAGGAUGCCAGCGGGCCAAAGGAGCGAUUGGACAUCUACAAACCCACAGCCCGUUUCUGCUUGCGUUCCAUGCUGUCCCUGGACAGCACCACUCUAGGUGCCCAACACUGUUGCUAUGAUGAGAACACCAAGCUCAUUACCCGAGGCAAGGGAGCAGGAGCGCCCAACCUCAUAAGCACAGAGUUCUCUCCUGAGUUACACUACAAGGUGGACAUGCUGCCUUGGAUCCUCUGCAAAGGGGACUGGAGUCGAUACCAUGCUGUGCGGCCUCCCAAUAAUGGGCAGCAGUGUGCUGUCAACCCUCCAGAGGAUGAAUACCUUUCUCAACUGCAGGAGGCCAGAGAAUAUUAAUAAAGCAACCAAAAGGAGGCUGAGGAGAUCAGGACACCUUUCUGUCUCCCCGGCUCAACAACAUAACAUGUAUUGUUUCUUCAACCUCGCCCCAAUAUUUAUGUCAAAGGUCUCUGCAACUUCAGAAUUAUAUGUUAUUUUUUUAUCACCUUAGUAACAAGGUAAGUUUAUAUGGCAGCUUAAGCAAUCUCCUCAGAGGUUCCAGCCCUGACUUCUCUAUAACAAUCUCUGCUUUCUUUUCUGUCUUUUCUCAACACUCAGAAGUUAUCCCAAGUUGAUUGACUUUCAGGGGUGAUUUUAGAAGCCUAGCAAUUUGUCUGGAGGGAUUUGGGACAAAGGAAGAGCCCAAGGUUUUAAGAGGAUAUCUUGAUUCAUUUGCUAUUAUGUUUGCCAUGUCUUACAGUGCAGGUUGUGAAUUCCUUUUGCAUAAAUCUGAUGGGUACUCAUGGUGAAUGAAAGUCCAGAAAUAGAUUAAUAUACCUGAAUUAUGAAUUUAGGUAAAAGGAAACUAGUCAGAGUCUUUAGAGAGAAGAGUCUGGAUGUACUCUUAUGUAAUUUUGGCACAGUCCUAAGAAAGAAAACAGAAUAUACCAUCUUGGUAUGUUACAUUCCAUACAUUUAAGGGAAAACUGGAAGAUGGGGUGGAGAUGUUAGAAGGUUAGGAAUGCAAGUUCCAGGAUGGAUGUGAAACAUGCUAAGUGGAGAUGAGGCUAACCUGCAUCCAAGGUUGAUGGAACAAACCGAAUCCAGUUUCUAUAGAGCUGAAUAGAUAACAUUUUGGAUUGUGUAAUCCUCACCCUCCCCAACCCUCCUCCAAAUUAUGCUACAGGUAUAUAUGAAAGAAUCCAGCUGCCUUGAGAAAGUACAUAUAACAUUAGUCCAGCUUUCCCUACCAAAUGUACAUCUCUCCAUAUUUUCUAUCUGUUGGGACAAAAACUGGGAAUGUAUUCUUAACUUUUCUACAAGACAUUAGAUUAGGAAAACCUUUCCUACACCAUAUCCUUGAACACCUCUCAGGGUGAUGGAAGGGAAGACUGUACUUCAAGACCAACAUGUUCCUGCUGGCACAGCUUUGUGGUUGUGCUGGGCAGAUGGUCCUUGGCAAAAUCUGUAUCUAUGCUUACGCAUUUUGUACUGAAUCCUGUCAGCUACUAAUCCAGUCAAAUCUCUUUACUGCUGCUGCUAACAGCAUAUGAUAACACUACCUCAGCAGAAGUCACCAUUCUGCAUACAGAGUCCUGACCCAAUUUCUCCUGAAAGUGCCUGAUAUCCCAUAAGCCAUUGUACCAAGAGAGGUUUCUGGUCUCUCAUACAGCUACAACUGAAAGGGCCACACAGUCAUAAAACCCAGCAACCGGAUAGGAAAGAACUAAAGUAUGUUGGUAAUCCAACUGAAGCUCAUCUGAUCACCAGCUUCCAAAAACCUCCUCCAUGUCUCCUGGAAGGCCUGCCUGCAGAGACUUGGGCUGCAGUGAUAGGGAAAACACUACUUUCAUGCCAGAAUACUUUAAACUGGCUUCAGUUGCCUCAGCAACUGAAAUUAUGUUAACAAAUCAUUUUCAUGACUGCAAGUAGGGCAUACUGCUGAGGUCUUCCUGACAUCAACAACUUUUUCCCCAAUUUAAGACAGAUAGAAAUGAGGUAUAAAGGAAAGGGAGAGGAAAAAAAAGCAAAGGAAAAGUGAUAAUACCCCAAGCUGCAUUUGUUCCAAAAUAAUCACUAUCAGUUCUGGCUCCUGUUCCUGCUGCCACCCUUUGUGCUGGCAGUGCUUCUCUCUACCACACUUGCCCAACAUUGUGAUGUUUCUACAAUCUGUGCAGAAAAUAAGCUGCCAGAGAAAAGGCAUCUCCAAAAUCUACCAGGUCAGUCCAACCAAAAUGGCCUAUGAGAAGAAAAAUAUGCUUGUGGAAAGAAGGAAGCCAGCCUUUUGGGGGGAGGGGAAAAUGAAACAGAAAAAGACCUAGAUUCCCUAGCUGCAAUAAAGCCCCCAAGAGUAUUAAAACAAUCCAGAAAGUGAGAGAAACACAUGCAAGUAACUCAAGGCACAUUCCUGUCAUGAACACACAGCUGUGUUUGUCUGACUCAUGACCUAUCCCCAUCAUCUAAGCCAGAUGGGAUAUCAGAACAUACGAACUGCACUGUUGGGCACAUUGCUUAUUUGUACUGGGGAAUAAGCAUGUAUCUUUUAGGGUAAGAAUCUCUGCUGGGCUUUUCUUCUUAUUUGGAAUAAUUGUUGGUUGUAAAUACUAAAAAGUGGAGUGACUAUAAGCAGGCCUGACCUGUUUUAUGUAUGUCUUUAGUCUUUGCAGACAACCAAUCCUAAGGAGACAUGUUCAGUGACAACUGAAUUUGAUAAUAAGUUUUAUAAUGGAGAACCUGGAGCCAUUCUAUAGCUCAACUCAAUUUCAUGCAGGAUUAAGUAGGGAGGUCUCUAUAGCUAUCCCAUUUUAAAUUAGGUUGGGAUGCUUGCAUAACAGGGCUAAGCAAGGAAAGGCACCUUAAUUUAACGGGGGUAUUUUGGAUUACAACUGUCCUCCCAUACUGUAAUAGCUUUUGGUGUUUAUACUUCAUAGUGACUCUUCUCCUGCUCCAGUUAAGAUUGUUUUCAAUGACAGUUUCUAGUUUAGGGCUCCUUUUUUGGUAGAAAUGGGUGAGAUAAUAUUAAUUACAUACAGUAUCUGUUGGUUUCUGAGAUUGUGAAGAGAAAAACAUUUCUGAAUGAUACUCUGUUUUGUUUUUUUUUAAUUUCAGUGGAUUUUGUCUUCUUUUGAGGCAAUGCAGUUAUUUUCACACAGGCAAGAUGAGGAAAGUUAACGUUUGGAAUAUUUGAUAACCAUUAAGAUGUCGCUGGAAGUUUAACAUCUAAGUUAUUCAUAUUUUGAACCUUUCUUUAGUUAAAAGAAACCAAAUAUUUCGUAUAAAUAAAUUAUAAAAAACACCUAUAUUAAUUGUUUGACAUAAUUUAUUAUGCAAAUAUAUCAGACAACAAAGCCCUCUUUAUUAUGACUUUUUCUCUCCUAAAUUAUGAUUUUUACUAUAUAUUUGCUAGCAAUGCUUUUUUAAAAAAACAAUUUAAUAUUUCAGAUUUAGUACCAAUUAGCAAGUUUCAUCCACUCCCAGAACAUCACCCUUGCACAGUAGAUGUUCACAUUAUAUGCAUGCACCCUAAUUUUCUCUCUGCAGUAUCUAUUGUGCCAGCUUCUUGGAUUGCUGCUGUUUUUCUCCCCUGAGGUCACUGCUUGUUAAAUGUUGCUUUAUUGUUGCACUGUUGCCCUCACUGUUGUUUGCUGCAGAAACUGGAUAGAACUUUAGGAAAAACCAAAAGCUCCUUUUCCCCUUAAAGACUUAGCUGGUGCUAAUGAACCAUCUGCAUGUUGCUGGAAUGGGAUGGUAGCCAUAUGACCUCUAGUGUACAAAUAAGGAACUGUGGAAUUGUUGGGUGAAAAUUGAACCCAAAUCUUGAUUGAGACAGGGAAACAUUGCUUAUUACCGUAGCUACUUAAUUAUUAUUGGGUAUUUAUCUCCAAUUAGAAAAUUUAAAAUAUUUUUGGAACACUUGCUGCAUCAAAAUAUGCAAUUGUUGUGGCAAAGGGAUAGCAUCAGGCCCACUGAGAAAACAAGGCCCCUGUUCUAUUUGUUGUUCUAUUUGUUCUAGAUAGGUUUGUUAUUGCAUGUAAACCUGCAUCUCUCAAAAGUAGCAAUAGUAGUAGAUUUACUUAGUGCCCAUAACUAAGCAUGUCAUGAAAUAUAUAACUUGCAGUAUCUUGUUUGCAAAUAAAACUCAAUUAAAAAUUAAAACCAAAUAAUUCCUCCACACAAUAUAAACAUAUCAACCUGGUUCAGCAAAAUAAAUGUCAGUAUUUCAAAUUGUCAAGAAGAUGACCAAGUGCUGUUAUUUCAGUGCUGUAGUGGAGGAUGUAUGUGUAUGCCAUCUGACAAAAAUCUGCAAAUUCAUUGUCAUUUUUUUUUUUUUGCUACCACCAAGUAGUUAGUGGACCAUAGAUAGUCUGUCGCCUUUUGCUCUUUUCAUGACUCCAAUCAAAUAACAGUCUUUUGCUUCCACAACAGUGGAAGUGGUCAGUGAUAUUUUAGUUUGAAUAUUCAUCUCCAAGUUUCAGAAGUUGUCAGCAGUUGGUUCAUUAAGUUUCUGCUUGUCAUUUCCCAUUAUAUUCCAUUUCCCCCCAAUUCUGCUGGAUUAAUUUCUGAAGUCAUUACUCCUUCAAUCCUUACUGAAAAUUGCUAACUGUUUUACUUUGUUUCAUUUUAGGAUCUUCUGGGUUUUCUUCAUCUUUCCUUUUUUUGAUUUCACUGUUUUCUUCUCCAACAUAUAAAAUAGUAAUACAGUAACAAGAGCAUCAUAUGACACAAUGUGUUUUAAAAAAUACUGCAAUAGAUUAUGCUGCUAUUUUUCUGGAACUUGAUAUGCAAGAAGAGAAAUCUGAGAAUGAGACAUAUAGAAGUCUAAGCUCAAGCUCAAAGCAUCCAAGUUCAAACUAUAUAUUGUAUCAAGGAGAUCAUUCUUGAUCCACAGCUCCACACAUCCUUUUGUUGACUUAGUGUUUAAAUGGUAAGGAUCACUUAGCUGCUGCAUUUUCUAUCACUUAUGCUCUUUUUCCUGUUGACAAUGACCUUAUGUUUGUCACAUCAAAAUGAGACCAGCUUGUAGACAAGAGAUCAUUGUAAUUUGUCUGAAUGAGAAAAAAAGCUGAGGAAGGGUCUGGAAACUAUUUAAAUAACCUGCUUGGCUUACUAUUCCAAAGGAGAUAUUAAUGAUUUAUCACCUAAAAUACAAAUACUGGUUGCUAAGCAACUGAUUAUACAACAUACCCAUGUCUAUAUCCAGAUGUGAUGGUUGUCUUACAAUCCUUUUUGUGGAUGUUACUCUUAUUGCCUUUUAGAUCAUAACCAUCUGCUAGUCUGGCUUUUAUCCUUUUUGGUGGCAUUCCCUUUGGAUAGGCAUAGUUAGAAGGUUCCUCUGCAUUGGCAAAAGAUGGGAAACACUAUAUAUUAACUAAUUCUGAGCUGUUGCAAUUGCUUAUGGAUAAGUCUCAGUCCUUUGUGAAUCUCAGAUUCAGGCAGUAACUCAGGGUUUGUUGGGCCACAUUUAAGGCUAUGACCUGACAUAUCUUGACUGUUUAUCCAACUUUCAGAAACCAGCUGGGGCAAAGCUGCAGUAUUGCCAUGCAGAAGGUGGCUGUUAAUGCUACCUCUGUUAACCAUUUAAAGUGUUGCAUAACUAUUGUUAUGCUGAUAUAAUAGUGAAAAUGACACCUCAACCAUUUCUGAAUGAAACUUGAAGAUGGUAUAAGUAAGAAAAUGGCCUGAACUGUCUUAUUUAAGAUAGAUAGAUAUAAUGUACAAAAAUGCAAUUAAAAAGCUGCUACAGUUUUUUAAAAACGAAAUAGUUGAGCAUUCAUGAAUAAAUCAUGCAAAAGCAGAUUCCAAUGACAAAUGGGAUUUCUCUUUAUUUUCACAUAUCCUGGUGAUCUGCUGAGGCCCCCACAACCAUAUAAAAUAGUGCGUGUGUGCACAGGAAUAAGAGAAGCAAAUGGCAAAAGUUUACGGUGUGAACUUGUGUGAGCUUAAAUUACUCCCAGUGUAUUUAUGGUAGUCAGGUUUGAGAAAGUGGUUUGCUACAUUUAAGCAGCAGCCACUGUAGACUAGUGUUAGAACUGAGAUAUACCACUGCAUCCAGAUGCUCAAUCCAAUUCAGUCCGCAUGGUAAUGGUGGAGAAAGAUGAUAGGAUUUGGGAAAACUGCCUGUCAGUUUUCAGCCAGAACUGACCUCUUUUCUUUACUUUCAAAAAAGACAUAUCAUGGAUGAGCCCUGGUGGUGCAAUGGUUAGUAUUGCAGGCAAACUCUGCCUGCAGUCUGGAAUUCUAUCCUGAUAGGCUCAAGAUUGUUUCAGCCUUCCAUCCUUCUGAGGUCAGUAAAAUGAAGACCCAGAUUGUUGGGGGCAAUAUGCUGACAUUGUAAACCGCCCAGAAAGUGCUGUAAAGCACUAUGAAGUGGUAUAUAAGUCUAAGUGCUAUUGCUAUAUCCUUUAAAAUAUUGAUAGUUUCUUAGAAGCAAACUGAACAUAUUUCCUCUCCACAAAUGCUGCAUAAAAAAGAACAAAUAGAUAAUCUGUGUGAUUGUUCCUUCAUCCAUUGCUCUGGUCUUCCUCCACAACUUCUUUCCAUAACAUAUAGGGCCUUUCUCCAUUGCUGGGUUAGUGCCCUAUACUGUCUCUAAGGCAGCAGAAAUAUAAUAGCUUAACAGGACUGAUCUCCAUCCUUCCUUGAUUGCCUCUGUUGAGUCAAAGUUAUUGGUUUUCUUUUGCUACCUCCUGCACAACUCAGCCUGCAGAAAGACAUCCCCUAAUAUAAAACAUCAGAGUUGGAAGGGACCUUGGAGAUCUAAUCAACCCCCUGUUCAAGCCGAAGAACUUAUACCAUUCUGGACAAAUGCCAGUCCAAUCUCUUCUUUCAAACCUCUAGUGGUAGACCAUCCACAACUUCUGGAGGCAAGUAAUUAUAGUACUGCAGCAGGAAACAUGGGCAGGGGAGAGGGGAGGCUGGCUAGAGGAUUCCAUUCAUCAUCUGUGGACUUCUUCCCUUCCUCCUUUCACUUUAUUUUCUUGUACCAUGAGUAGAAUAGAAAACAUUAAAAACCUAAGAAUCACAAGCAGCACUUUUCCUUAGGAAUUCUUUCCUUUUCAAACUUUCUUCCUUUAGGCAACACAUGCUUGCCUGCAGAUUCUUCCAUCCUCUAGUAGUUCCCUAGGCAGGGCAGGGAAGAAUUGGUUAUAUGUACAAUCUUAUUUCAGGCUGUUUCCCAAGAUGUUUCACUAUUAUCCUGGUUCAUCCUCUUUGAAUACCUGGGAUUUUUCUUUCUUAAAUUCUACUCACUGUUGUAUCCAAUUCUCUAGGAAUAGAAUAGCAGUAGACAAGGCUGGCUAGAGAGGCAGUAGUGAGGCAUGCCCUCGGCUGCCUGGAAUGGGCGUUAAGUGGCACUAAUCUUUGCUACUUAUUACCUGAAUUCACACAAGAGGUGCCACUAAGUAAGAUUUGACCCACCUUGCAUUGGUCCCUGGAUGCCAAAGAAGGGAGAUGCCACCACUGCUUCAUCUAAGGAUGAACCAAAAACAAGAAAAUUGACAGGGAAUCCGCAAUUGGGUGCGGAUAGGUGUUAGCCUAUAUUUAAACUACAUAAUCCACUAUGGGCUGAUGAUUGUCAGGUUUUUGGGGUAUUAAAAAGGAAUUGGAUGAAUCUAAAGAGUUUUAGGCUACCAGAAGCUUUAUUGAGCUGUUUAGUACAUCCAGACAGAAUACUUUUAGGAUUGACCUAAACAAAUAUAAUUCUCCAUACAUUUUUAUGAUUUUUCUUAACUUCCUUUCUUCUUGGUCAGAACUUUAUCCCUAGUUUUAUUUUUUUCAAGGAAGCUAUGUACACCCUUUAAAUUAAUAAGCCCAUUUGCUUACUAAAACUCAGUAUCCCAUCCUGGCAUAAAGAUCCGUUACCAACAAUGCUUGCCUGUGAGGCACAGGGUUGCCUGGAGUCCAGGUCCAAUGAGGAAAUUCACAACUUGUCAACAAGGGUGGGAAUCUGAAUCACAACUGCCUGGAAGGAGUUGGAGCUGUCUACUUCUAGUAGUAUAUCCAAUGUUGCUGGUAUUAAAAGCACCUUACACUCUGGGAAAGCUUUACAAUUUCAUUUGGUCAAGAAAAUGAUAAGGGAUGAAUUUUAUUUUUAUACCAGGUAAUUAAGAUUCUGUGCAUUUCUAUUUAAGCAAUUUUUUAAAGUAUUGUAUGUAUAUUGUUCCUUCAUAAUUUUAUUGGUUAUUUCAAUAUACUUUUGAAUAAAGGUUUAAUAGCAUUUAUGAGAAAAUCUUUAUCUGACUAUAGAUAAAAGCACUUUAUUUCAAAUUGCAUGUGUUUGUGAACAACAUUAUUUGGUUGUUAUGUUGCUUGGUCAGUUGAUUUUGAAAGAGAGAAUACAUCGCCAAAUGCUGCAUCUUUAGGGAACUGAAUCUUAUUAACAUGGUUAUUAAGAAUCCAGAAUGUGUUACUGUUUGCUCUCCUGUCUGCAUUUUAAUUUUAAUGAGUGAAUCUCAAAGGGACACCCCAGUGUUUCCUUUCAAAAAUUAAAGCAUCUGUUUUAGCUUAGAUCAGUCAUUUUUUCCUGAACUUUUCUUAAUAAUUUUUUUCUCUGAUGGAGAAAUGAGUGUUUUAGAUAUAGUCUGUCAAUGGCAGGAUGAGAAAUCAGUAGUCCUCAAGAUCCUUCUGAAUUACAAUCAUCCACAAUCUCUGUUUACUGGAUUAAAACCUCCAUCUGAGUUGAUGGGAGUCAUAAUCCAAAAACCAUAGUAUGGCAUCUUAUUCUAAUUCUCUACUUCAGUUCAGUAGAAUGAAAAUUAUGGGACAGUCUGUUCCCAGAUUUUCUCUUGUAAUUAUAUCUAUUGUUUGUAAUACUUAAUAUCUUAAGGAAUGGAGAUAUUCAGGACGCUGAAUGGGACUUUGAUCUCAGAGGAUGUUUGUAUGAAAUGCCAAAAGGGAAGCAAGAUUUCAGGUUCUUCUGUUAGAAAUAAACUCUGUGGUUACACUCUG